Molecule: messenger RNA, 1419 nt
Organism: Cladophialophora psammophila CBS 110553
Lineage: Eukaryota; Fungi; Ascomycota; Eurotiomycetes; Chaetothyriales; Herpotrichiellaceae
Exons: 2
Coding region: 1-1419 (472 amino acids)
Source: RefSeq, a predicted model, not a curated record
AUGCGUUACUGGACCAAACCAGAGGAGCUUCUCCUUUGCGAUAUCCUAGACAGCAUCCUUUCCCAGUCAACUUUCUCUACCUUUGUCCAGCUCACGGCAGAAGUCCGGUUAAAGUUUCAAGAUGCAGCUGAAGUGGGAGAGUCUGUCUUCACCAAGGAGCAGAUCACGAACAAAAUUGUGGGCCUGGGCCGCACCCAUGGGCUGAAGCCAGAUACGCUUCUCCGGAAUUGGGCAGACUACGGGCCCAAGAUGAGAAGCCAUUUUGAGGGCGGCAAACGAAAAUCUACAAGUACAUACCCACCUCAGACCGAUAACACGCUGAACGAAGGCUCAACUUUCAACCUUGAAGAUCUUGGAGAGAGCACUGCCCAGGGUGAUGGUGGCGAAACAUUGCGUCCUUCUCUUUCAAAUGGGGCGGGACAAAGUUCUCGUAGUGCGCCGACAUCAAGUUCUCCUUCCGACACUAUCUCGGUUGACUUUCGGGACGACGAAGCCGAAAGAACCCCCCCAGUUCAUUCCAGUGGAAUCCAACUCGAAGAAUGGGAGUUGCAAUUUCUCCUCCAUCUUCGAGAGCAACGCGGCAGCACGGGCUACGAGCCUCCUCUUCCAAAGCGACAUAUCCAGAACGUCCUGCAGAAAACCAUGCAACAGAUCGACGAAACCUUCGUCCACGUCAUGCUGGGCACUAGGAUCGUGAUGCCAACUUCGUCAAGACUGACAGGUGAGCCGCUGGAGCUGACUCGUUUGUUGGUGGAUUCGCCCACCGACGGACAGACAGAGCGACGUCUAAAGGCUUUGAUCGCUGGGCCUCAUAUGUCCGAACGGACCCUGUUUCGUGCUUACACUGCUGCGGCAAUAUACGAAUGGGCGCUGAAGUCAUUCGACGCCAACCUUGCACAUAUCCCCUCGUCUGACUAUAACCACGAAAUCGCUCGGGGUGUGAGUGUGAAGAGAGUCAACCAAUACAUCGACAAAGUCAUUAGGCCCGCGCUGUCAUCCAGUGCGUCGGAACUUCAGGAGAAGCUUUACAACGUCUUCAUCAGCAUAUCAGCCCCGGCAGUCAGAGAGGGAAAGUCGGCGGCAGGCGAGGGGUUUGAAUUCCAAGAUCGACAACUGCGCCAGUGGCAAGAGCGCGUCCAAACCGGUCUCCUCGAGCUGCUGGACACGAGGGCCACUAUGGCCAAGUGCUCACUAUUGUACGGCUUCAGGCUCCCGGCAGUCGGACACCCGUUCGAGGCGGAAUGGAUGGAACCAGCUCAUCCAGAGGACCAAGCUUUCGGCAAAAGUGACCUGGUCUAUGUGUGUCUCCGUCCCGCUGUGUUUGCCCAUGACAGAAAUGGCGGUGUGGCACCACCGGUCCUUGUCUCUCCUGCCUUGGUGAUGCUUGAAGGCUACGAGCCGGACUUGACGAUGACUUGA